AUGACUCCAAAUAUUUAUGCAAACGAUUUAAUGGAGACAACAAACAACAAUUUGGAUGACAUGGAUAAUGAAGAAAAAGAUAAAAACAAAAGGAUAAACAGGAAUCUAAGUGAGAAAAAAAGACGGGAUCAGUUUAAUCUAUUGAUCCAUGAGCUGAGUACAGCAAUCGGUUAUAAUAAUUCACUGCCGGCCGACUCUUCCGGGAGGUUAUCCGAUCUGAGUGUUGGCGGCGGCGGCGGUAAACACAAAACGGAUAAGUCGUCGAUAUUGAGGGCGUCGAUAGGUUUUCUGCGUACAAACUCGCAGAUUGACAGCAACUGUCCAAAAAACAAUGACAUCAAUGGUAGUCAUCAUCAACGGUCUGCCGGUGGCCAAAGAUCUGGUGGACAACAAUCGACGACCAAUUAUGAUACUUCUGGCGGCGGCGGAGUCAGUGGUGGUGAAAGUAUUUUCUGUUGGAAGCCGUCGUUUCUGGUCAACGAUGAGUUCAUACAUCUUAUGCUCGAAGCAUUGGACUCAUUUCUGAUUGUAUUGGAGGCCAACACCAGUGGUCGCAUAAUAUACAUGUCUGAUACCAUAUAUUCACUGUUGGGUAUGAUAUCGACAAAAGAAAGCCGAAAACAAACGUCAGUUUUGUCCGCAGCAGACAAUGGCGUCGACAACGACGACGACAACAACACACAGUUGUCGAUAUUUGAUUUGAUUCACGAAGAAGAGAAAUGCUAUGUCGAAGACUUUCUCCACUAUCGGUCAGUAGUGGACAACAUCGGUGGCGACUGCGAUGGCGGUACGGGUGCGGCGUUUUCAUCGAUUUUGCUUCACUUCAAAGAUCGCGAUUUCGAUGACAGCGACGAAACCGAAAUCUAUCGAUUGGUUCGUCUGGUCGGCUCUUUCUACGAGUCGGGCCAACUGAACACAAAACUGUUGCGAUGCCGACCGGGAAACCAGUACUUUGUCGGCAUUGGACGUCUGCAGACACCGAAAUUUCUCAAAGAGCUUAGCUAUCAGUUGACAGCUGAUAUGGGUAGUGGUGGCAGCGGUGACGGCGGCGGACGUGAGUUUAUCUCCCGAAACUCGUUGGAGUGGAAGUUCCUCUAUUUGGACAGUCGGGCGCCGCCUAUUAUCGGCUAUUUGCCGUUCGAGAUUCUUGGAACUUCGGGCUACGAUUAUUAUCACUGGAACGACUUGGACGACAUCGUUGCCGGUCACGAACAACUCAUGAGGACGGGUGAGGCCACUUCAUCGGUCUAUCGAUUUCUGACCAAAAGUCAACAAUGGAUUUGGUUGCGUACCACCUAUUAUAUAGCCUAUCAUCACUGGAACUCGAAACCCGAAUACAUUGUCUGCAGGCAUACAGUGGUCCGGGAGUCUGAGGUGGCCGAAGCCCGGGCACAAAAAGCCCAUAAAUAUGCUACCGAUAAGUGUCGACAGGCGGAAACAAUACAACGAUUGGCGGCUGCGGCAAAAAAUAUCGAUAAUGGCCUCAAUGGCGGUAACGGUGGUCAACCAUUACCUCAACAGACAUCAGCCUCAAUGGCUACGACAAAGAAUUGGCUUAACUGUUAUCCGGAUGUUGUUAUCUCUGCCCAAGAAUUUCUCGGCCCGAACGACAUGACUGGUGGUCUGGUUAUGAAUCAGCAGCAGUCGAUGAUUGUUGGCGGCGUCGGCGGGAACCAUACAGUAGUUAGUGACCGUCAGUCAUCAUCUGUAGCUUCUCAUCAUCAUAUGAUGUUAAACACAUCAUCGAUGGCUACUAUCGAUGAUCCUGAAUCGGCGGCCACAGCGGCGGCGGUGGUGGACAAUAAACAACAGUCACUUCUUCGGCAGUUUUUGAAACAAAAACAACAAUUACUCGAACACCAGAUCCGUCAGCAACAGGAAGAACUGAGACGAGUUGAUGAACAGCUACUACUGGUUCGAGCCGUUGAUAAUCAGUAA
Messenger RNA from Oppia nitens, 1938 nucleotides. RefSeq names its product neuronal PAS domain-containing protein 2-like. The transcript is spliced from 4 exons. Gene Ontology annotation, biological process: circadian regulation of gene expression; regulation of transcription by RNA polymerase II. Gene Ontology annotation, cellular component: CLOCK-BMAL transcription complex. NCBI's taxonomy places the organism in Eukaryota, Metazoa, Arthropoda, Arachnida, Sarcoptiformes, Oppiidae. The record is from RefSeq and is a predicted model, not a curated record. Gene Ontology annotation, molecular function: protein dimerization activity; RNA polymerase II cis-regulatory region sequence-specific DNA binding; DNA-binding transcription factor activity, RNA polymerase II-specific. The coding region runs from base 1 to 1938 and encodes 645 amino acids.